Molecule: messenger RNA, 2757 nt
Organism: Heteronotia binoei (common prickly gecko)
Lineage: Eukaryota; Metazoa; Chordata; Lepidosauria; Squamata; Gekkonidae
Gene: ADGRD1
Product: adhesion G protein-coupled receptor D1
Exons: 26
Coding region: 34-2739 (901 amino acids)
Biological process (GO): cell surface receptor signaling pathway; adenylate cyclase-activating G protein-coupled receptor signaling pathway
Cellular component (GO): membrane
Molecular function (GO): G protein-coupled receptor activity
Source: RefSeq, a predicted model, not a curated record
UUGGACGUACUUUUCGCCCCGAGAAAAGGGACCAUGGAGAAUUUGUCGCUGCUGUUGUGUUUGUUGUGUUUGUUGAUUUUGUUUCAGGUGUAUGGGAACCAUACCUGGCUGCACAAACAUCCAGGGUUCGAUGUCCUGGCUCAAGCUUCACACUACUGGCCUCUGGGGACCGUGGAAGGGAUCCAUGAGUUGCGGGACACAAAUGGAGCUCUAAGAGUCCACAACUUCACUGUGCUUCCUUCCCAUAACUCUACUUUUGUAUAUACCAAUGAUUCUGCCUACUCUAACUUCUCUGCAACUGUAGAUAUAGUCGAAGGAAUGGUGAACAAGGGAAUUUGCAUCCCUGAUCCGACAGGAGUGAUGUUUCUCCUCUUUGGAAGCUACCAAAACUCUUGCAUUAUUAACCCAGAACUUUGUGAACCUGAAGGUGUAACAUUCUCUUUUUUCUGGAAGACAAAGACACAGCAACCCAAUUCUCCCCCAGCGUAUGGCGAUCAGGUGCUUUCCAACGGGUUCAAGAUCUCCUUCAGUGAAGGCAAAGGAUCUGUGGAACUGUAUAACCAUCAGCAUUCGUGGAAAUGGGAGGCAAGUUUCAUCCCGUCAGGUCCCUACUGGACUCAUGUUCUCUUCACCUGGAAAUCUCAGGAUGGUUUGAAAGUGUAUGUCAAUGGAACCCUACAUACCACUGACCCUAAUGGGAAAGUUUCAUACAGUUAUGCGGACUCAAAUUCAAAUAUGUUGACGGGAUCAGAGGGUGACCAGACCGGACGUUACGUUAAUGGGGUUUUUGAUGAAUUUAUCAUAUGGGAAAGAGUGCUCACGCCUAAGGAAGUUGAACAAUAUUUUUCAGCCGCUGUGGGUGAUCAACCUUUGCUUUCUUCGACAGCUCCGUGGGGCCAGCAAGCAACUGAAACAAUUCCAACGCCAUCCAGAAAUGCCUACCGGCCCAUCAUUGUUAACCUUACGAAGGAGAGAGGAAACUUCUUUUACCCUGAUGCCAUGCUGGACUACUUGGAAAACAUUUCCCUUGCCUUGCCCAAUGAAUCACUUUCAGCAGAGACUGCCUUUAAUCUUACUGAGGCUUUUCUGCAAACUGUGGAAGAUGUGCUUUCUUUACCCAGCUGGAUUGAUACUGCAGAGAUGGCACCUUUUGCUGGAGCUUUGGUCGAAACAAUUGACAGUGUGAUGUCGCACAUGGCCCGGAAUUUGGGAGGAAGCUCGUCGGGUGUAGCUUUCGAAGGAACUUCAUCCGUGGCAGAAUAUUCGUUGGCCAAGAAGCCUCUUCCACUCCUGAACGUGUCUCACUAUCGCUUUCCGUUGCAAGGGCAGAGUUAUAUUUCAAUCCCUGGUGAAGCUUUCCAAGGCAAAGCUUGGAUCACCAUUGUGGGACUUCUCUACCACACUAUGCACCAAUUUUUCCACAGUAUCAAACCUGGGGAGACCAAGAUCCCGGAAGCUGCUUCCUGCAAAGAUUGCAUGAUUUCGGCAGCAAGUUACCUGAUUUCCCUGAAAGUGGAACCCCCACCGAUUCUGUCCCCAAACCUGUCGGGUUCCCCUCUUAUCACCAUCCAUCUGAAGCACAAACUGACUGCUCUCCAGUACAGCCAAGCGGUGAACAAAAGCAACCGAGUAAAACUUUACUGUGCUUUUUUGGAUUACAGCAACGGGAGUGGUGUCUGGUCUAACGAAGGCUGCGUGCGUGAGGAUGGUGACCUCAACUACUCCAUCUGCUUGUGUAACCAUCUCACCAACUUUGCCAUUUUGAUGCAAGUCGUCCCAGUAAAGGUACCAAUUGGGCACCAGAUGGCGCUGUCGUCCAUCAGUUACGUCGGCUGCUCCCUGUCUAUCUUUUGUUUGACUGUCACCCUGGUCACGUUUUUGGUUCUGUCCUCCGUCAGCACCAUCCGCAACCAGCGCUACCACAUCCACGCCAACCUGUCCUUUGCCAUCUUGGUGGCCCAGAUCCUGCUCCUGAUCAGCUUCCAUUUAAGCCCCGGAACGGUCCCUUGUAAAAUCCUGGCAAUUCUUCUUCACUUCUUUUUCCUGAGUGCUUUUGCUUGGAUGUUGGUGGAAGGCUUCCAUCUGUACAGUAUGGUCAUCAAGGUGUUUGGAUCAGAAGAAAGCAAGCAUUUCUAUUACUACGGAAUCGGAUGGGGCUGCCCGCUACUGAUCUGCGUUGUCUCGGUAAUUUCAGCUAUGGAAAGCUACGGAGAAAAAAACAACUGCUGGCUUUCCCUGGAGAACGGCGCAAUCUGGGCUUUCGUGGCUCCGGCUCUGUUCGUCAUAGUGGUGAACAUCUGCAUCCUCGUAGCAGUCACGAGAGUCAUCUCACGAAUAAGCUCAGACAACUAUAAGGUGCACGGAGAUGCCAAUGCAUUCAAGUUGACAGCCAAAGCAGUGGCCGUACUACUGCCUAUCCUGGGAAGCUCAUGGAUCUUCGGCGUUCUGGCUGUCAACGACCAUGCGUUGGUGUUCCAGUACAUGUUUGCAAUCUUCAACUCCUUGCAAGGAUUCUUCAUCUUCCUAUUUCACUGUCUUCUGAACUCAGAGGUGAGAGCCGCCUUUAAGCACAAAACCAAAGUGUGGUCCCUCACCAGCAGCUCCAUGCGCAACAUCAACGUGAAGCCUUUCCACUCUGAUAUCAUAACUGGGAACAGGCCAGGAACCAGCCCUACAAAACUGAAUACUUGGGACAAGAGCACCAAUUCGGCAAACAGGAUCGACCUUUCCGCAGUCUGACACCAAGCCUUCCGGCCC